Emiliania huxleyi CCMP1516 is the source of this 3502-nucleotide messenger RNA. RefSeq lists its product as hypothetical. Bases 1 to 3486 code for a protein of 1161 amino acids. Gene Ontology annotation, molecular function: ATP hydrolysis activity; ATP binding. Gene Ontology annotation, cellular component: Smc5-Smc6 complex. The transcript has 13 exons. The record is from RefSeq and is a predicted model, not a curated record. NCBI's taxonomy places the organism in Eukaryota, Haptophyta, Isochrysidales, Noelaerhabdaceae. Gene Ontology annotation, biological process: double-strand break repair via homologous recombination.
AUGCCAAGAAAGAACUCGACAGUCUGCAGAGUGGCGCACGCGCUGCCGCUGCACGCAUGCGCCUCGUGCGGCGUGCGGGACCCGUCGCUGACGUACACGCGGGUUGACGUGUCGGCGCUGCCGCGCACUGUGUCUGUGCGCGUAGCCGGCGGCGAAGACGAGACGCGGCACGUGUUUGAGCUCUCGCCCGAGCAGUGCGCUAAGUAUCGAGGUCUUCAAAACAAAAAGGUGCGCCUUGCGUUUCCCAACGGCGCGAGCGUAAGAAGCGUGGUGAAAUUUAGAAAAGGAGUUGCGGUGUUGAUCGCCGCGGGAGCCCUCUAUUUGUGCGAGCGGCGGCAAAAUUCUUUAUUUCCGCAGCCGAGCGCGAAUUCCUGCUCCGAGCGACCGCUCCGGCCAGCCGCGGGCGCCCAGCCGCCGCCGCUUCUGAUCAUGCCUCGAGUGCGCGACGCGGAUACGGAGGACGAGCCGCCGUCCCAGCGGCGCCGGACCCACACCAAAGGCACCAUCCUGACGGCCGACCCGGGAAAGCUCAACUGCAUCAUCGGCCCGAACGGCACCGGCAAGUCGUCCAUCGUCUGCGCGAUGUGCGUGGGGCUCGGAGGCCCGAUCAAGGCGACCGAGCGCGGGGACGCGAUCGGCGGGUGCGUCCACGACGGCGUCGACGAGAACGGCGUCAAGCCGACCGAAGGCUCCGUCGAGACGGAGCUGUUCGAAGGCUCCGGCGCGGGGAGGAACCUGGUGGUGCGCCUCGACUUCAACACCGACAACAAGGAGAAGUGGUUCAUGGACGGCGAGCCCUCCAGCAAGAAGAAGGUCAAGGAGAAGAUGGCGUCGAUGAACAUCCAGGUCGACAACCCGCUGCAGUUCCUGCCGCAGGACAAGGUGGGCGCCUUCUCCAACAUGUCGCCGGUCGCGCUGCUCAAAGAGACGGAGCGCGCCAUCGGCCCCGACGUGUGCGCGCAGCACGAGGAGCUCGUCGUGGCGGACAAGGAGCUCAAGAGCAUGAAGCAGUCCGCCGCCGGAGAGGAGAAGAGCCUGGUCGAGCUGGAGAAGCAGAACGAGGUGCUGUACGCGGACGUCGAGCGGUGGAACAAGUACCAGGCCAACCUCAAGGAGCUGGAGCGCUGCGAGGGCAAGAAGCUGUGGCUCGCGUACGACGCGGAGCGGGGCGAGUACGACCGGCUCAACGACGAGUGGAAGAGCAAGAAGGCCGACAUGAAGGAGGCCGAGGCGGAGAAGAAGGCGCUGACCGACAAGGUGCUGCCGCUCAAGGAGCGCGUGGCGUCUGCAAAGCGGAGCCUGGCCAGCAGCACCGAGUCAGUCAAGAAGGAAGGGGAGGAGAUGAAGGCAGCGGUGGAAAGGAGCGAGAAGGAGGACGACGCCGCCGAAGAGGCCAAGGCCGGGCUGCACAAGGUGGACAAGGCGCUCAAGAAGCUGACCGACACGGUCGGCGAGCUGGAGCGGCGCAUCGAAGGCGACGAAGAGGAGCUGCGCGUCGAGGAGCAGAAGGUCAGCGUCGCGUACGGCGGCGACGUGGCGGCGGCGAAGAAGGCGGCGGCCGACGAGGUGCGGUCGGCGCGCCAAGAGCUCGAGGCGCGUGAGGACGACCUGGCCAACUACGAGUUGGGCGAGCACGAGGGGCGCGUGCGCUCCAUCGAGGACCAGAUCGCCGGCCUCGGCGACCCGAUGCGGCUGAAGCAGAUCGAGGCCGCAAAGAUGAACAGCGCGGUGCCGCACGUCGGCAAGUGGGUCUACGAGCAGGUGGGCGGCGGCUCGAAAGAGGCGGCCGAGGCCAAGGUGCUCGGGCCGAUGCUGCUCUACCUCGACCUGCCCGACAAGGGGCACCAGAAGCUGGCGGUGCAGGCCUUCCCUGCGCGCACCCUCACCUCUUUCCUCGCGCGCGACGAGGGCACGCGCGACCAGCUGCAGGACGAGCUCAAGCGGCGCGGCCCUCAGACGCGGAUCACCGUCUUCCGCAACCGCGCCAAGACCUUCUCGCCGGCGCCCAACCGCCCCUCCUCCGCCGACAUGAAGCGCUUCGGCGUGACCGCGUGGCUCGACGAGGCGCUCCGGAUCCGCGACGACUUGCGCGGCGAGGUGCUCGCCUUCCUCAAGCAGCAGAUGGGGGUGGACACGUACCUGCUCGCGACGCCCGCGGCGGUCGGCAAGAUCGACGCGCUGCAGCAGUUUCUGCAGCAGAGCGGGAUGACGGGCGUCACCGUCCUGACGCCCGAGCGCGUCUACCGCUUCGGGCGCUCAAAGUACGGCGCGAGGGCGGCCACGUCGUCGUCGAGCCUGCCGCAGCGGCACCGGCACGCCGCUUGCUUCUCGGUGGUGGUCGACACGUCGAGGAAGAAGGAGCUCGAGGGGCAGCUGAAGGAGGCCAAGAAGGGGCUCGAGCUCAAGCGCAAGGAGCGGCAGGCGGUGGAGCGCGACGUGGGCCAGCUGCAGCAGAAGCUCGACGCGGCCAAGGGGCGGCAGGUCGAGCUCAACAACAACACGGUGCGGCUCAACCGUCUUGCGGCGAGGAUCGACCAGGCGAAGAAGCGGCUCGACCCGGCGCGCGAAAGCGCGGCCGACAAGGUUGUCGCGCUCGUGCGGGAGGCCAAGGGCAAGGCGGCGGAGUUCGCAGGCAGGAAGGAGGCGCCGCUGUCGGAGGAGGCGCAGGGGGUGUGGGACGCGCUCCCCGCGGGGGCGGACGAGCUCGAGGACAGGAUCGCGGAGCUCGAGGCGGAGACAUCGUCGACGUCGGCCGACGGCAACUCGAUCAAGGAGUACGAGCGGCGGCGGAAGGAGAUCGAGCAGCUCAAGACGCGCGUCGACGCGGCGCAGCAGGCCAUCGCGGCGCAGGGCGGCAAGGCGUGGCGGCCUGCGCUCGAGGAGAUGGUCGACCGCGUGAACCAAAAGUUUGGCUCGUGCAUGGCCGCGUUCCGGUGCGCUGGCGAGGUGUCGCUCUCGGACGGCCGCUCGCUCGACGAGCACGGCGAGCCGGCGGGCGACGACGACUUUGAAAAGUACAAGAUCCACAUCAAGGUCAAGUGGCGCGACGGCGAGCAGCUGCACGUGCUGGGCGAGGCGGGGCGCGACUCUGGCGGCGAGCGGUCGGUGGCGACGAUGGUCUACCUCAUCUCGCUGCAGGAGAUCAACCCGGCGCCGUUCCGGGUCGUCGACGAGAUCAACCAGGCGAUGGACUCGACCAACGAGCGAAUCAUCUUCAAGUGCGUCACGGAGGCGUGCAAGGACGGCGGCAAGCAGUACUUCCUCCUCACGCCAAAGCUGCUUCCCGACCUCGACUACGGCGAGGACUGCGCGAUCCAGCUCGUGUUCAACGGGCCGCACAACCGCCGCCGCGACCAGUUCGACGCUCGUCCUUCGCCGCCUGUUGCUCUUCACUGGCGGGCCGCAGGCGUCGUGCGCUCGCGCAAGCGCGCCGACCCGCUGCGUGGCGCUGCGUGUGUGAAUGAUUCGAAUUUUUGUUUUCCCUGAUCGAACACAAAAAAAA